AUGGUGAAUGAAAAGGUUAAACAAACCUACUGUGUGAUAGGAGCCGGUACGGCAGGUCUUUGUGCUGCGCGUCACGCACUACAAGCAGACGGGCUCGUAACCGUGUUCGAGAUGGGCAAACAGCUUGGCGGCACUUGGGUGUUUAGCGAAGAGACAGGCAAGAAUGAAUACGGCAUCGAUGUACACUCGAGUAUGUACAAAGGGCUGAAGACGAAUCUGCCCAAGGAAAUCAUGGGCUAUCCUGACUUCCCCAUACCGGAACAGGAAAGCUCGUACAUCCCGGCGGAGGAAAUGCUACAUUUCUUCCAACAGUUUGCCGAAUCAUUCGGUAUCUUGGAGCACAUUCGCUUCAGCCACUACGUGGUACGGGUGAAGCCAACCAUCGACGAGAAAGGAUGGGAAGUGAUUGUGCGAGAUUGCCCGAAUGAUCGGUUGGUGACGUACACGUUUGACUAUGUGCUCAUUUGCAACGGACACUACCAUACGCCGAACUUGCCCAAGUAUCCCGGUAUGAAUGGUUUCCGCGGAAAGCAGAUGCACAGUCACGACUACCGAAGCAAUGAAACAUUCGAAGGGGAAACAGUGCUUGUCAUCGGGGCAGGCCCGUCUGGAAUGGAUAUGGCAUAUGAGAUCUCCAAGAAAGCAGUUCGCGUUACUCUAAGCCACCAUCUGAAGGAUAAGCCCCAAACGGUGUUCCCGGACAACGUUACACUGAAACCAGACGUAGUGCGUAUUACCGAAACUGGUGUACAAUAUGCGGACGGUACCAGCCAAGACUUCAGUGUCAUUUGUUACAGCACCGGUUACAAGUACACCUUCCCGUUUCUGAGUGUCGAUUGCGGGAUCACGGUUGAAGACAACUACGUGCAGCCGCUGUACAAACACUGCAUCAACAUUCGCUAUCCCACGAUGGCUUUCAUCGGACUUCCGUUCUAUGUGUGUGCGGCUCAGAUGAUGGAUCUGCAGGCACGAUUUUGCCUAAAGUUCUUUAGCGGCGGAAAAGCGUUACCAACGCGGGAGGAGAUGAGUGCCGAUACGAUGGCUGAGAUGGAGGAACGUUGGAAGCGUGGUUUGAAGAAACGGCAAGCACACAUGAUGGGUCCGGUGGAGGAUCGCUAUUACGAUGAUCUGGCACAGACGGCGGACAUUGAACCAAUCAAACCGGUGAUCAAGAAGCUGCAUAAGAUCAGUGCAAUGCGCUUCUCGGAAGAUUUGGUAAAUUUUCGAAACGAUAAGUUCCGGAUAGUGGACGAUGAAACGUUCGUGAAGAUUAACUAG
Anopheles marshallii is the source of this 1278-nucleotide messenger RNA. Its product is annotated as senecionine N-oxygenase-like. Lineage: Eukaryota; Metazoa; Arthropoda; Insecta; Diptera; Culicidae. The transcript has 3 exons. Gene Ontology annotation, molecular function: flavin adenine dinucleotide binding; N,N-dimethylaniline monooxygenase activity; NADP binding. The coding region runs from base 1 to 1278 and encodes 425 amino acids. The record is from RefSeq and is a predicted model, not a curated record.